Molecule: messenger RNA, 10943 nt
Organism: Folsomia candida
Lineage: Eukaryota; Metazoa; Arthropoda; Collembola; Entomobryomorpha; Isotomidae
Exons: 11
Coding region: 123-10790 (3555 amino acids)
Biological process (GO): protein import; protein targeting
Cellular component (GO): membrane
Molecular function (GO): ABC-type protein transporter activity; ATP binding
Source: RefSeq, a predicted model, not a curated record
CAUCAUUUAAAAAAUCGCUUAAACUGUCAAAUAAAUAUUAAACUAAAGAUCUCAAAAUAUUUUUGCCAUACUUAUACAUUCGUAAUUUCUGGGAAAAAAUCCACCGUAAAAAAGGCUACAAAAUGACUACAAAGGAAGAAAUCAAGUCCUUGUUGAAAGAAAAUCUUAAAGGAGGGAAACCACUCAAUGUAAUACUUCUAAUUUUAAAAGAACACCUAAAACGCGAUCUGGACAUGAUGGAGGACUACUACGUGAAAUACAAGUGUCUCAAAUACUGUCUGGACGCCUGGGUUGAACAGUGCACAAAACAGUUGCAAGCGUUGGAUGAUGUUGAAUAUUUGUCCGAAAUUUUGGAGGACAUCAACGCCCUCACCGUGAAAGCACUCGUUCCCAAACAAUUUCCCCGUGAAUUGAGACUUCUCACACGAAACAAUUCAUUCAAAUUUUUAGAAGACUUUUGCUCCAACUUCAUCUCGCUUGAGUCCCGUCACGAACGGUUAAUAAUAUUAGAAACGUUUAAAGCUAAAAUUUGGAACAACGUCCUCGAAAAUGUGGAACAAUAUCGAGAUUCGAAAGAAUAUUUGGAACAAUUUCAGUUACUACUGACAGAAUCUGGCAUUUCGAAAUAUGAUUUAAUCGCUGGAUUAAAGUUGCAGACAUUGAGCACCCCAUUGGAUAAUGAUGAUCUGUCCAUUAUAAAAACUUGCUUGGGAAAAAUGAAACAAAAAUAUGUUGAGCCAGCCCCUCAGAAAAUUAUUUCCAGACUUAUUUCCUUGCAUGAAAAUCGACUAGAAGUUUCUUCAGAUUCGGAAAAAGUAAUUGUGAAGAAUAAACUAGCUUUACGAAUGGAAUAUUUCGUGCGACCAGCAAAUAUAUCUGCGACUAACGGCGUGUUAACAAUUUGUGGUUGCGUCCUAAGCAUUUCAGAAGUUUAUUCAGAAAUAGUAAAACAGUUGAAAAAAUGCUAUGUUCAAGAAGUGCAUAUUUACUCGCCUGAUGUUAUAAUUGUAGAUAGAGAUUUGCAGGAUGACGAAUUUAAAGGCGUUAAUUUUGUCGUGUCUACAACAAAGUUAAUCAUUAGCUCGAGCCAUGUUUGGGAUUUUUCAGGUGAAAAUGGACAGUCCGCAUUUUCUAUGAAUCCACCAAAAGCUAUCAACCCAUUGCAAAAUGGACUAGACGGCGAAGACGGGAAGCCUGGAAAACCUGGAGGAAAUGUCCAAAUUAUAAUAUCUUCAGUCAUCGGUCAAGGAAUUGAUGCAUCGUUGCAUAUUCGAAGCAACGGUGGGGACGGUGGCUCAGGCCAGGUUGGCGGUGAUGGUGGUCAUGGUAUAGACGGCGAAGACGGAGACAAAUAUACGAGUAUUGAUGAAGACAAAUUCCGCUCCAUGAUUCCUAAGGUUUCCAGGUUUAAUGACAAAAUGUCCAAUCGUCAUCAAUUAAAAUGUUACCAAGCCCUCAUAGACAUUUUGGAGGCCGAGGGUGGAUACCAGAAUGAAAAUUCAUGCUUGUAUCAUGCCAGUGGAGAAAAAUUUGUGUAUCAAUCAAUCGUGACUUCAGCCGGGGCAGAAGCAGGUUUCUCUAUUUACGAGGGACCCCUUCACACCAAAGCGUAUGGAUUUCACGCCUGGUAUUUUGCUUCGGCUGGAACAGAAGGAUCACUUGGUGGUUAUCCGGGUCGUGGAGGCAAAGGCGGGUCGCCUGGUUAUGCGGGGGAGAUUGAUAUUCAGCUAAAUAGCAGCAAUUCAGGUAGUAAAGGAGGAAAGUCGCCUAGAAAUAGUGGGCAACUCUCUUUGAUCACGGUGGAAAAGUCGGAUGGGAAUGCUGGAAAAGAUGCACCACCAGGAAAAGAGGGAAUUCCUGGUAGACCAGGCCGAAAAGGUACGGAUUAUGCUUGCGUCCACCCAUUUCGUACAAUACAUGGUCGUACAUUCUACAAAGGGACCUUAAUAAAGCGACUGCACGAAUCCAAGAUUGAACCUUCACCUUAUUGUGGGUUUGCGAAAAGCAAAAUUCAUUUUGAAAACUCGAUACGGGAAUUUACUCGGUUGAAAAAUGAGAACAAAAGGUUCGAGUUAAAGGCGAGAGCCCCAAUAAAAACGGCACAGAAGCAACGGAGCAUCGUCAAAGCAGACAUACAACGCGAAUUUGAGACACAUUGUCGUAAAUACUUUUUAGAAACUGAACUUCAUCCAUUAAUGACACCCGCAACAAGUACAUUUUUUGGAAGAUUGAGCCACCAAGUUUUUGAGAGCAGUUCGAUGCAUUCGGCAUUACAGACUUUGCAAAUUGCAUCAAGAAUUCGUGACUUUAAUCCCAAGGACCCUGUCCCUCCUCCGAGAAAGAAAAUAUUGGUAGGGGAAUCGGACAGAAUAAAGAAUACGGACAAACUCACAAGAGAAAAUUCUAAAACAAGAUUAAACAGAAAAAGCUUGCUAACUCCAAUUGAACAAAGCCCACUACUUGACUUAACUCAGUCCUUGUUACUCUACACACAAAGUUUGGAUGCAGUAACGAAUUUGAAUAACCAACAUGUGAAUUUAAAGCAUAAUAUUCAAGAAUUAUGCCGACGAAUUCAAGAAGUUGUUCACAGUUCAGGCAGCGAAACAACUGGACUGUCAAUGGAGGGAUGCAAAAGGCUUCUAUUAUUCAUUAAGCGACAUGAUGAUAAUAUGGAGACCAAUAUGGACUCGAUCCCCUUAAUUCUGGAUAUAAAAACCAAUCUGAUCCAAACACUAAGACAUCAAUUAUUAUACAAACUUCAUUGCCAAAUUCAACUUUUGCCAGAAGUCAGCAUGGGAAAAAUUCGUAAACUGGACCCCAAUUUUUUUCUCAUUUUCAUAAAAAACUGUGGCCAAUUGUUGGAAAAUAAUUUCCAGUCUUCCAAUUUGCAUGUCCAACUUGGUCAAGAUAUAGAGAGAUAUCUGGUAAAUGAAGCUGAUCAAUUAAAUGGGGAACAUAACGGCUCAUCACCAUCCCACUUUUUCAAUGUCUUGAAGACAUCAAUAUUUGAGAAGGGGGUCACAACUAAUUUUCCCACGUUUAUGGAAUACCUUAACCGCUACACUAAAAAACAUGUCAAAAAACUUUCAAAGAAUAAUUAUGGAACAGUAUUAGCAAAUGGCGAUGAUAACGAUUCAGGGGACGUUGUACCAAACGUUCUGGUGGAAUAUGCAAAAGUCUUGUCCAAAGGCCUCCUGUCGGAUUUAGACUUUGACGUAUUGGCCACAAUUUACAGAGUUCAACUCUGCGUAUACAACAAGAACACGCACAUGGGCAAUAAUUGUCCAAACCCUUCGCCAAAUUCAGUUUCUCCACGUUUGCAUCUUCGCUACUCGGCUCAACCGCUUACAAAUUCUUUCUCCAGCUUAUUAAACAACGAACUAGCCCAAUCACAAGCAACAACUUGCAUUAAGAUAAUUGAGACCGAUGUCAAUUUUGCACCACUUGCCAAAUUUCAGGUCAUUUCCAACCAACAAGCCCAGAUUUACCUGGAAAUUCUUAAUGAUACCUCGAGAUCAGAGUUUUUUGAAGAAUUUGAUCUCGCCGAGAGACAACAAGCAAUUGAAGGAUGCUUCUUGAAUCGGAGGUUUACGCUGAGCAAGUUAUUCACACCUCCAUCGAGUUCCACAGAUUUGGAUACUUUGACCCAAAAACUGAAUCAUAUUCUACCUGACACGUCAAGAAUUAUAAAACUAGCGUUCCUAACAAGUACACGAUUUGAUAAUCGGUUAAUCCAAGCUUUAAUUGACCGGCUGACUUGGCAAGGGGACAUUUUGCUAUCUAAUCGCUCAACCUUUGUUGAACUUGUUCUUGCAAUUUUAGGCAGUGAUGAGGUUGAUAUGCUUCACAUCGAAUGGACCAUAACUGCUUUACCCCAAAAGGAUUGGAUACUCGAAAUUGUUUUCAUAAUUUUGCAACAAAUUUUCCGAAGCUGCAAUCAAACCGUGCAUCAAUUUCAGUGGACCCAAUGGAAACACAAUUUGUCAAGAUUAGAGGAAACUGGUUUAAUUCUAAUUGCAGAAAAAAGUGCUGAUUAUUUUCAUGAGCGGAUAUCCGCUACUCUGGAUGAAAUUACUUACCCGAAUGUACAAUUAAUUAACACAAUUGAGAAUAUUUCUUCCAUAAUCAGCGAAAAUAUUGACCUAACGACUGACGACAUUUAUAACGAACUGUUGGACAUCAGACUGCAAGAUUGGCCCAAGGUUUUGACAAACAUAAAAAUUCGUAAAACUUUCCAACUUUUGAAUACUGCUUGGAAAGGGGAUGAAAGUAAUCAAGAUUACAAAAAGUGCAUUUACUACGUUUCUUUCCUAUAUAAUGAGCAUCCCAAUUUUAUCGAUGAAUGUAUUUGUGUUUUGCACAAAAUAAAAACUAGUCAUCCUAAGACCGAAAUUGACACUGGGAGACUUUUAGAGAUUUUUUCCAACUACUAUCACGGAUAUUGGUCAAUUUCCAGUAUUGAAUGUGAAACCAACUUUCAACAAUUGGACUCUUUCGAGUACUUUUACGUUAUUUUGGCUCAUCAGAAUGACUCCAAAAUACCUAAGGGAGUAAGACAACGAGAUGAUAUUCUUAAAUUCCUCUCCAGCGACAAAAACACAACCUUGAGCCAGAUGGAUAUUCAAAAGCUUCGUUUUAUAUUAAAAGAAGAGCCGAAAUCUGGGGUUGGAUUCCUUGAUCCUGAGGUUCCGAUAAAGGAAGCUAUUUCAAAAUGGGCCUUAAAAAUAAGAACUUUAGCCCCCAAGGAGAAACCAAGCGUGGGAGAAAUGCUAUAUUGUAUCAACUCUGCUAUUUCGCACUGCAAAAACUUUACGUUGAGGGAUACUCAAAAAGUGACACUAGUGACAAUGCUACAGGAAGAAAGGAGAAACACGUUGGCCCAGGUUUCCACAGGGGAAGGAAAAUCGAUUAUUGUCGUAGCUUGGGCCAUAAUGAGAGUGCUUUUGGGUGGACGAUGCGAUGUCGUAACUUCUAGCUCGGUUCUUGCAGAAAGAGAUGCGAAUGAUAAUAAGGACGUUUUCGAAAUAUUUCAUGUCACCGUCGGCCAUAAUUCGAGCUGCGACGUUGAAGCAAGGAAAUCCGCUUACAAGAACGACGUCGUUUACGGCGAUGUCGGAAAUUUCCAACGGGACUAUCUCCUGAACAAGUAUUUCGAAACCAACAUUCUUGGAGAAAGGUCUGCUCUUGAGAACUUGUCCAUAAUGGUGGAUGAGGUGGAUAGCAUGUUGCUUGACAAGGGAAGCAGCGUUCUCUACCUUUCGCAUAAACCUGCAGGAAUGGAAGCUCUCAAUCCCAUUUUUAUCUUCAUUUGGAAAACUAUGAACAUCAACUCCAAGCCGGAAGUACCUGUAACAUUCAAUCUUGUAAAACAGGCUGUUCUAUCCGAAAUCCGAACCGUAAUCACUCCAGCCACAUUUCAAUGUCUCGAGGAGGGAAAAAAUAAUGCAGGAAUUGCAGCCCAGAUUCAUUCCGCACUUUGUGAGCUUGGUCUCUUGGACUUGAACAAUUGUUAUACCCCGAAACAAAUUAGCAGACAACCCUCAUUGCCUGACCAUCUGUCGUCCUAUGAAACUCAGGCUUGGUACCUUAUCAAAGUGGAAGAUGCAAGAAAACGAGAAUUCGUAGUACCUCAACAUCUUGAAGAAUUCGUAGAUUUGCAUUUGGACAGUUGGAUUUCGAGUGCGUUUCGAGCAUUGGAACUCACCACGGGAAAUGAAUACAUUGUGGACACCACGUCUAAAAGCUUCAUUUGUCCGGACAAGGAUCCAAAAGUGAUUAUUGUUGAUCGAGACACCGGAGUCGACUUGUUUCAAUCACAAUGGAACGACGCACUCCAUCAGUUUUUACAAUUAAAGCAUCAAACUUCAUUUUCAAACUUAAACCUCAAAGCAAUCUUUAUCAGCAACAGAUCCUACUUUCGACGAUACGGACUGAUCCAUGGGUUGACGGGAACGUUGGGGUCAGAAAUUGAAAGAAACUUUUUAAAGAAAAACUAUGCCGUAGAAUUUAUCAAUAUCCCAACAGCCACGCCCAAGAAAUUUGUUGAAGAACUGCCCAUCGUAGUUGGAAGUUUAGAAGAGUGGAGAGAUUCCAUUGUCUCGAAAGCAAUAGAGUUAGCGUCUUCUGAACAGAAAAAAAGGUCAGCUUUGAUUAUCUGUGAGUCUAUCAAUGACGCAGACUAUCUUCAAUUGGGACUUGUUGAUAAAGUUCAAAAAAUGAAUUCUACAAUUACGCUUGAGAAUAUUCACGUGUAUAAACGGAGUUAUGAAAAGUUUUCAAUUCUCAUGGGCAAUGACAAGGACGCUAAAGCCGACAAGGAGUUGUGCCCUGGUCAUAUAAUCAUCUCCACGAAUCUGGCUGGGCGUGGAACGGAUAUAAAAAUUUCGCAAGAGCUCAACAACAACGGUGGCUUAUGCGUCAUUCUUUCCUACCUCCCAAAUAAUAUCCGUGUGGAACAACAAGCGUUUGGCAGAGCGGCAAGAAAGGGACAAAAUGGCUCUGGAAUUUUGAUAAUCAGGAAUAAAAGCCUUUUACAAAACCAUUCAUCACAUCAACGUCUCAAUGACACCAACAAUUCUAACGAAGUGACGAUGGUUGAUUUGAAAAAUGAUCGAGAUGAGUACGAGGUGCUGGCCAUGUCACAAAUCGAAAGUGAAUUUGAGUCCAUCAUUGGAUACGAGGAAUCAUUAUUUCAACAUUUCAGUAAACAUUAUCAACGAAUGAAACCUAGAAUUAAAGAGUUUUACAACAAGACUGCGAUUCAAGACGUCGUCCUCCAUAGCCUCAUUGAUAAGUGGGCAUUCUGGUUGGAUAAAAUAGUCACACUACGAGUUCCAUACGCUGAAGCUAUCAAAAGCUUGAACAAUUUAAUGAGAGAUUUUCAACAACCCAGGGAUGACGUUAUCGUAGAUUACCUUGACAUUGGGGACAUACCAACUGCAUUGAUGACUCAGCAAUCAAUAGAACCACAAGAUGCGGAUGAGCAAAUCAUGGAAAGCGAAACUCUAUCACCGUCAAAUCUAAUCGACAUUCUCGAUUCCCCAACGCACCUCGUCACCGUUGGAAAACUAUACCUGGACAAAUCAACGUGGUCUCGAAUUCUUGGGACGGUUUGGAACGACAACACUUAUGCAGAGAUUGCCAUCCCAUUUUUUGAUAAGGCAAUUUCCAUCAUGGGAAGCAAUUCGCCCCUCACCACAAUUCCGCUUUACUACAAGGCCUACGCUAUGAUAAUAAUGAAGGACAAAAUUGACAGCAAUACCAGGGCUGAAGUCAAGACCAUGUUACGAACUGUGGAGCGGGGAUUUCAAACCCUAAUUGCACAAGAAUGUAGCCACAUUUCUGCAGUGCUAUCAAUAUCACUGCGUCUCCAUGAAACGCAGAGCUUUGUACAAGUCGAGUCUUUCAAAGAACAGAGGAAAAAUAUGAUUGCACUUUAUCAACUUUUUAUCGACUCUAUUCACGGUAUUUUGGGUUCCAUUUUAUUGCCGACGUACCUUCAAACGCAGUCGAUUACAACGCAUGAUCAAAUUUCAGAAUUGUUGACUCAACUUACGGAAGCCAGGUUAAUUCGAAAUUGUUCCGUUAUAGAACUGCCUCCAUGCAAUAACAGCGCAGUUCCGAACGGAGUGACAAACCGCUUGGUUUACAAAUGUCUGGACCCUGAUGUUGAGUUGCUGGAGGAAAUCGCCGCGGCUUACGGGGUGCGAUCAGUCGAGCUGCAUGAGCUGGGAUUGUCCUUGCGGGAAGAGUGCGAAACCCGGAUGGACAUUACGAAUGAAGAGAUUAAGCAAUUUUUUGAACAUCGAUUGAGGCUCCCAACAAAAAAUGAAUUCUGGGAAGCGUUGGUAUCCUCCCGAGUGGUUUCCUCUUUGACAACGGUUGGAGUUAUUUGCGGCUCCUUAGAAAGAUUGGUGGAAGACCCUUGCUUCAAGCGGUUGCAGAAGAAUGGGAAGGUUGGCGAUAUUUUCCAAAUAGAAAGACAAGGUCGGCUGUUUUAUAAAAGUUUUGUUCCAAAUAUCGCCAUCUCCUCGUCGUCUUCACGUCAUUUGGCAGUUAUCAUUAGAGAUUCUUAUUCGGAUGCUGUAAGGAAUUUGGAUUUUCGCAGUCUGGAAACCAAGGGAUUCAUCCAGUUAAACCAGUUUGGGGAAUGGAUGAGUGAAAACAUUGACCAACUUGGAAGAGAGUUAGAAUAUGGACCUGGUUAUCUGCUCAAAUUUGAGUACGCCUUAAAGGUCCUGGCAGAGAGAGGUGUUCCACUCGACUUUUUAGAUUAUAAUCUAGAGUACCACCUUAUUGGACAGAAUCUUAUUACUCCGCAGGGUCUCCUAGUCCAUGCGGAUUUCGACAGUGUGAACUGGGGAAAGUAUGCAUUUUUUAAGGAUCAGAUUGUUGCAGUAUUCAAACUGCAUUGCAUAUAUAGAAUUUACACCCUUCAUCUUGACAAGGAGAUGAAAACAGAACAACAACAACCAUCAUCUUCAGUUGUGAACCUUUCGUUCAUAAAUUCUGAUCCAUGUUCUUCACUCGUAAAUGAAUUAUUUUACUCAGGAGUUCUUCGUCGGUAUCGCAUACUGAAGCCCAGUGAAUCUUUAAGCGAGCCACUGCUUGGAGCCCAAUUUAAAGCCUUGCUAGAAAAAUUUGAAACUUUAACGAUUGAUGAAGUCAAAAAAUUCUUUAAACGAGUAAACAUUCUCACCUUAGGAAGUGUAGAAGCCUUUUGGCUUCACUUGAUUAGCAAAAGCUGGCUCAAUGUCACCGAAAUCGGGUACGAAGAUGAAAUCCCUCAAAGUGGAAAGAUAAAUAUCCCAAAGCACUUUACUGGAGAAUAUCUUGAACACCCUUGGAACACACCGGAAAUCAUCAAUUUCUUGAUUGUUCGAGGAGCACUAGUUCAUGAAAAGUAUUCAAUUUUGCACUCCCUAGAACAAUUCACCAGCCGUCUUAGUCUCAUCAGUAAACCAGACGGAUCACUGGCAUCGAUCGACUCAAAGCUUAACAAAUCUGCAAAGCAACGAAUGAGUUCAGAAAUAUCGGUGAUACAAUCGAUGGGCUUGGACUCCCUAAUUAAUGUCUUUGAUAAGUCAUGGAGUCCUUUAAAAAUUGAGAAAGCUGCUUCCAAUUGCAGUUCUGGGUAUUUACAGAUUGCAGCAGGAAUUGCAAUAUCAGUUUACAGCGUUGGUUUUGGAGCGUUUUCCGGACAAACUUUAAUCGAUCAAGGAAUCUCCGACAUGUGUUUCUUUCUAAUGAACAUGUUUAGUGAUCAUUUAAAUUGGGAAGGGUAUUGGACGGCACAACUGAGCUCUUCGAUUUCUUCCCUGGUUGCUUUAAUAUCUCCAGCCGUGUCUGGCUACCUCAUGGGAACGUGUCCCCCAAGAUAUGGGUCUAGCAUUAUUAGUCAAUCUGCUGCAAAUGGUCAAUCAGAGUGCCUCCGCGUGGCAAGCAGUGCUGGUCUUCUCCUCGGACAAGAAGUCGUCAAAGUCAUCCUCUCAGAAAUAUCUUUUACCGCAGAAGUUUUUACCAUUGGAGAAAAAAUAAAAUCCAAGUAUGACGAGCUAUUGCAAGACAUCAAUACUCACCUUUCCAAACUUGUCGACGAAUGCAUGGCUUCUGAGCAAGUGAUUCAGUUAUGUCAACGAACUGGGAAUGAUGAGGCCCGAUCUAAGCUGAUACUCACGCUCAGCCAGGACAAUAACUUCUCUUACGAAGAAUGGAGUCGAAUUGAGUCUUUAAUUCAGACGUAUGCCGACCAUAAAUUGAGUCUGGUACGGAAUUGGGUCUUUGAAAAGAAAAAUAUUACCUCAAAAUAUCACUUUUAUUUGAAGCAAAUAGACAAACUAUCAAGAAUAAGUAGCAAGGAUAUUGCACAAUCGGAGGAUUUAGUGCAGGACAUUGGUCGCGAGAUUUCGUCCAUAUUGAAGACAUGCAUUGCAUCUGCCAAUAAUUCGGCAGCUACAACUUCGACUUCUAUACGAAAUAGUUCUUCAAUUGAUACAAAAUAUCAAAACAAAUUCAUUUCCUUUGAAAUAUGCAAGAUUUUGUAUGAAAGGGUGGAAGAAAUCUUGUAUGACAUUCUCCUCGCACCAAUCUCAAAUACCGUGACCAGCAAUUUUCUGGUGGAUGCGGAUGCUUCUUUAAUUAGACAAUUAUCUCAGAGCAGGAGAAAUUUGGUCAAGAGCUUCACUAUUCAACAACAUUUGAGUCGCUUGUUUAUGCCAAAAAAUACAGAACUAGUCUCACCAAAGGGUCACACUCAACCAACUGAAUCAGUAGGCUAUGACCUCAUUCAAGAACUGCGACUAAAACGCCUAUCCAGGAAAAUGAUAAAUAUGGAGCGUAAAUGCACAGAUCCGUACUUAUUAUCAGAAUUUGUCCUUGCGGAACUUAGUUCUGGUCAAGUUCUUUUGCAAGCGUGUGCAAAUUUCUAUAAUUGCAAAAUUAUUCUGAAAGAAAUGGACGGAUCUUGCUGUUUAAAGAAAAUUGAAGUCAUUCCUGCAAACCCACGAAUGGGAGAAGACCAAAGAAUGCUGUUCAUUGAGCUCCCAGCCCUGUCCCCAACCCUUAGCAUAACAGAACCAUUAUUGUCAUCGCUUACUGCUGCACAACUUUUGGACCGUAUAAAAUUGUCUCAAAGGAAAUUAUUGGACGCCCUUCUAAAAAAUCUCUUGAAAUCUGAAGCUGUGCAACAUGACUUUACUCGCGAUAAAUUACGUUGUCAAUUAGCGGAAGUUAUAAAAUCAGACGUGGCAAUUUUAAUUACUCUUCGCAAUCGAAGAAUGAACAUGAAAUAAUUAAUGGUUCUUUUAUUUCUAUUGUUCUUACAUUACAUAGGACAUCCUACCCAUAUCGUUAUUUUGUAACCACUUGUUAGUCAUCUACAUUUUGCUCUUUACCACUGUAAGGAUUACGCAUCGGGAAAAAGUCAAUAAAAAUUUUACAGCAGA